CAUAGGACUUCAGAGCUAUACGAAGCUUGAAAGGAAAUGUGGAUAGACAAAAAAAAAAUGUCGUCCGAUUAGUAAAUCAGGACUCAUGUGGUCUACUCUUACUUUCAAAAAUGUUUGGUCGCAGUAAAAAAUACAAAUAUCUACUAAUUACUUCAGACCAUUUCGUGAACUCUACAAGUCCACAUCCACAACACCGCAUUCGAAAGACAUACCUACCUACAAUAUCCACGUCAUUGUCCUCUGUCUUAUUAACAACAAUAUUAAAUUGCGGUCGCCAUGGUCGACGAUUUCGUUGUUAUUCUGUGAUUUCGCCUCAUAUGCAGCACCGGAUUGGGAAGAAAUUACUUACCGGGCUGUCCACCUAGACCGGCCCAAGUUCCUAAACAAUUUUUUUCUUAACCUAUCAAAUUUUAUUAGUAUAUAACAAGAUUUAAUUUAUAGACCCUUAAUGUAAAUACAAGUACUACUAUUUCUUUCUCUAAUUUUAAAUCAAACAUUUAAACAUUAGGUACAGUGGAACCUCGAUAACUCGAAUCGGUUGGGGGCGAAAAAAAAAUUCGAGUUAUCGAAAAUUCGACUUAUAGAAGUUCGAGUUAUCGAGGUUCCACUGUAUUAUGUUUUUUUAUUAGCUUAUAGCUGUCAUUAUAUCAAGAUAACGAUUUUUAUCAUAGAUUACAUAUUUACAUUUUAGAAUCACAUUUUUGUCUUUUGAUGUAAAAUAAACUAUAUGGAUAAGAUAUUUCCACUGAUUCAAAAUAUCAUCAAACCGGCCCAAAUCUUUCGAAUUUCUAACGGCCCACCGGGUUUUGCCCGGUAGCCCGCCGGCUCAAUCCGGGCCUGCUCAUAUGUCUCUUUUUAUGGAACCGCCGCUGGGGUGACAAAACCUCGGGGAGUAGUUAGAUUCCUUCAAUGGUUACACUGUUAUUAAAAAUUAUUCGCAGCGUCAGCGAUCGUUGCCGCCGUUCGUUUGACUUCAAUUAUUUAAUAAUUAUUUAUUAUUUCUUAUCGGAUUUGGAGACAAAACGUCGAGCAGUUAUAAUAAUAAUAAUAAUAUUAUUGUAGAAUUUUUUAUUGACACAGACUAUUGUUCAAAACACCAGUUAAACGUUAAACAUCCUAUCGUUCAUUGGUUCGAUUGCGGAUUUUUAUUUUCAACCGAAUACCUAUUGUACCUACAAUAUGAAGAGCUUACAAUCUGCCAUGGCCAAACUAUCCACUGGAAAUACUACGUCUGCUCAGUCUUCGACAGUAGACAAGCCGUAUGAUAUCUUUAUGAAAUGGUGUUCAAAAAACAACUUGAAACCACAGUACAAAAUAACCGGUAUACAAGAUCAAAAUGUAAAAUUUGAAAUAAGAGUACCAAAUUAUACCUACAUAGGUAUUGGAAAUGCAAAAACUGAAGAAAUUGCUCGAAACAAAGCAUUAGAAGAUAUCAUAUUAUAUUUAGCACAUCGAAAUAAAAUACCAGCUAAAUCAAAGGAAAAAAAUAAAGUAAAGAAUGAUAACUCUGUAAUAGAUUCAGCUAAAAUUAAAAAGCUAAAUAGUUUGAAACCAGUUGAUAGUGGUAAUUGGACAAUCGAUACUGCUUAUAAGAGAUUAAAAGAAUUUGUUAAAUCUAAUGAUAAAGCAAAUUUUAAGAUAAAUAUUGAAACUACUAAAAGGAAUUUUGUUGUUUGUAUGUCAAUAUUUAUUGAAGAACUGAAUAAAACCAUUUCUACAAGAGAAACUGGAAAAUCAAAGAAAAAAGUAAUACAACAAUGCGAACUUACUUUAGUCAAUAAUCUAUGUACAUUAGGGCUAAUUGAACGUUACUCAAGUGAUUGUGUGAAAAAAGAUAGAUUGAAUUAUAUCUAUAAUUUUUUUGAUGUUGUCAAUGUUAAUGAAAAACUGGUGAAGGAUAUAUAUAAUUUAUUGGAAGAUCUUAAUAUUAAACCAAUGAUUGAUAAAUACCAAGAUUGUGCUGAUAUUUUAAAUAAUACAACAUUGCUUCUUGACAAAGUUAUUGAACCUUAUGAAUCAUUAAAUCAAUUUAAUGCUUCUAAAGUGAUACUAUGGUGCCCUCCUUCAUCAAACUGGAAUCCGUGGUUAGCUGUUAAGAUUUGUAAUCCUAAAUCUUUAUCUGAGAUAAGUACUAAGAUGAAAAAAAAAUUUAAUGAGAAAAAACAUUCACUUAAAUUUCAAAAAAAAAUAAAAGACCGAUCUAAUUUACCAAUAUUUAAAAAAAAGGAUGCUAUUUUGGAUAUAAUUAGAGACAACUCUGUAUUUAUUGUACAUGGUGGUACUGGUUGUGGAAAAACCACUCAGGUUUGUCAAUUCAUACUUGAUGAAUUUAUUCACCAAAAUAAAGGAGCAUAUUGUAAUAUUAUCUGCACUCAACCAAAAAAGGUAUCAGCAAUCUCUAUUGCAAAUCGAGUGAGUUCUGAAAGAGCUGAAGUUAUUGGGAAAAGUGUUGGAUAUACAGUUAGAUUUGAUAGUAUAGUACCACAGUCUUUUGGAGCAAUUCUAUUUUGUACAGUUGAAAUUUUGAUCCGGAAAUUAAAGAGUGGUUUGUUUGGAAUAUCACACAUUAUUGUGGAUGAGAUACAUGAACGCCAUGCUAGCUGUGAACUCUUGUUAAUAAUUUUGAAGGACAUGGUCCAAAAAUAUCAAGAUCUUAAAGUUAUUCUCAUGUCUGCAAAUGCUAAUUUAGAUAUAUUCAGUAAAUAUUUCAACAACUGUCCAAUUAUUGAUGUGGAAGGAAAUUGCUAUCCCGUAAAAGAUUUUUUCUUAGAAGAUAUUGUUCAAAUGUUAAACUAUAAACCAUCCUUAGAAGAAAUCAAGAAUAAAAAAAAAAUAAAAAAAGAAAACCUAGUUAAUUGUAAUUUAUUAGUUUCUGAUAAUUAUCCUAGAGCAGUUAGAGAAGUAGUUGCAAAAAUCAGUGAAGAUAGUCAACAUUUUAAAAUUAUUGAAUUGCUGUUGCAAUAUAUUGAAAAUAACUUUAAAAAAAUAGGUGCUGUCUUGAUAUUUUUACCUGGAUGGGCUUGGAUUUCAGAACUCAAUAAUUAUUUAUUACAGAAUGAAAUAAUUGCUCAAAAUUGUUGCAUUUUGCUUCUUCAUUCAUCAUUAUCUCACGCAGAACAACAUAAAGUAUUUAAGCCUGUUCCGCUUGGAAAACGUAAAGUUAUUUUGUCUACAAACAUUGCUGAAACAUCAAUUACUAUUGAUGAUGUUGUAUUUGUUAUUGAUUAUGGAAAAUCUAAGAUAGUAAAAUGUAUUAAUAAUGUAACUAAAUUCGAGACAGUUUGGGCAUCCAAAGUCAAUGUGGUACAAAGAAGAGGACGUGCUGGUCGUGUUCAAGAGGGUAUCUGUUUUAAUUUAUACACAAAGGAACGAUACAAUAAAAUGGAUGAUAAUAUAUCGCCAGAACUAAACCAUUGUUCUUUGAAUAAAAUUGCAUUGACUAUAAAAUUGUUAAAUUUGGGUGAUAUUUAUUCAUUUUUAAAAAAAGCUAUAGAUGCGCCACCUGCUAAAUCUGUUAAUCACGUUAUUGAUAUGCUGAAAGAAAUUAAGUGUCUUGAUAGAAAUGGAAACCUCACGGCUCUUGGAUUUAUUUUGGCAGAUUUACCUGUAGAACCACAGCUUGGAAGAAUGAUGAUUCUGGGCAAUAUACUAUUGCUUGGUGAAUCAUUGAGUAUAAUAGCCGCUGGUUCUUCAAUUAAUUAUGAUUUAUUCUUGGAUGAUUAUGGUGAAAAUACUACAAAGCAUUAUUAUUCUGGCAAUCGUUGUUCAGAUCAGUUAGCUUUUUUAAAUGCAUUUAUGCAGAGUGAAUCAACAUAUUGUGGUUAUUAUACAGAUGGUAUUGAUGCUUAUGGAGAAAAUGAGUUAUCUACUUCUGUGUUAAAAGCAACACACAAUAUAAAAGAGCAAAUAAUCAAUAAGUUUCUGAAAUUUGGUUUUCCUAAACGUUGUUUUGAAACAAAAUAUUUUGAUUUUGGUAAAACUGGAAUUUCUGAUGAUUUACAGUUAGAUAUGCUCUCAGCACUCCUCGUAAUGGCAUUUUAUCCUAAUAUUUAUGUUCAUAGGGAAAAGUGUAAGGUAAAUUUAAAAUCAAAAGAGUUUGCUGUUGUUUGUAAAUCUUCUGUAAAUAGCCCUGUAGUGAGAUCAAGUAAUCAAUUUCAGUUACCAUAUUUUGUAUUUGAACAACAAAUAAAUGUUGUGUGUAUGAACUCGAGCAUGGUAAGUCCUUUACACAUUUUAUUGUUUGGUGCGCAGAAAGUUGAUUAUAUCGAUGGUUCUAUUGUAUUGGAUGAAUGGAUACAUCUAAAAAUGGAUGUUAAAGUUGCGGCUGCGAUUGUUGCCUUACGACCAGCGAUUGAAGAUUUAAUCAUGAGAACUGCUGAACAUCCAAAAUUGAUAAUAAAACCUACUAAAACUGAUACUAAGCUAAUUAAAAUUUUAAGAGAGUUAUGUAAUUUUAACGCAGGAAGAAAUGAUUUACCCCCUAUAACAUUUGAUACUUGCGAGGAUAAAAAGAAGAAUAAUGAAACCAAACAAAAAUGA
Molecule: messenger RNA, 4539 nt
Organism: Melanaphis sacchari
Lineage: Eukaryota; Metazoa; Arthropoda; Insecta; Hemiptera; Aphididae
Product: dosage compensation regulator-like
Exons: 23
Coding region: 1180-4539 (1119 amino acids)
Biological process (GO): regulation of mRNA processing; positive regulation of transcription by RNA polymerase II
Cellular component (GO): nucleolus; ribonucleoprotein complex; intracellular anatomical structure
Molecular function (GO): ATP binding; RNA binding; 3'-5' DNA helicase activity
Source: RefSeq, a predicted model, not a curated record